Messenger RNA from Eutrema salsugineum, 1061 nucleotides. RefSeq names its product TP53-regulating kinase. Gene Ontology annotation, biological process: protein phosphorylation. The coding region runs from base 148 to 813 and encodes 221 amino acids. NCBI's taxonomy places the organism in Eukaryota, Viridiplantae, Streptophyta, Magnoliopsida, Brassicales, Brassicaceae. The transcript is spliced from 7 exons. The record is from RefSeq and is a predicted model, not a curated record. Gene Ontology annotation, cellular component: EKC/KEOPS complex; cytosol; nucleus. Gene Ontology annotation, molecular function: ATP binding; protein serine/threonine kinase activity.
GUUUCGUAUGAGGAAGGAGAGAGGAGGGCGUCGAAGGGUUUUAAGUUGCCGGCGACGUCUUUAGUGUUUCUCUUCAGCCUAAUUUACCAGAUUCGUUGCUGCUUUAGAUAGCUUUUGGUCGACCCAUUGACUCCCAAGAAAGUUAAGAUGGAUUGUGAGGAAUCUCUCAUUCUGAUUAAACAAGGAGCUGAAGCUAGGGUGUUCGAGUCUACAUUCGUGGGAAGAAGAUCCGUUGUCAAAGAACGGUUCUCGAAGAAAUAUAGACACCCAAUUCUGGAUUCGAAACUCACACUCAAACGUUUGAAUGCUGAGGCUAGGUGUAUGACAAAGGCAAGAAAGCUCGGGGUUUGUACUCCAGUUCUCUAUGCAGUGGAUCCUCUGCUUCACUCCUUGACACUUGAGUACAUUGAGGGCGUCUCUGUUAAAGACGUUUUCCUUGAGUUUGGAGCCAAUGGGAUUGUCCAAGAACGGUUGGAUGAUGUCGCUGCUCAGAUUGGGGAGGCCAUCGCUAAGCUCCAUGAUGGUGGCUUGGCUCACGGUGACUUGACCACAUCAAACAUGUUAGUCAGAAGCGGAACAAAUCAGCUGGUACUAAUUGAUUUCGGCUUGAGUUUCACAUCGACCUUGCCUGAAGACAAAGCUGUUGACUUAUAUGUGCUUGAAAGAGCCUUACUCUCAAUGCAUUCUUCAUGUGGGAAUGUGAUGGAUCGUAUACUGACAGCUUAUAGGAAGUCCUCAAAGCAAUGGUCAGCCACGUUUAACAAGCUUGCGCAAGUGAGGCAACGAGGGAGAAAGCGGACUAUGAUUGGAUGAGCCGAGGUCUCUAGUGGUCGUGUCCUUGUCUCCUUAAACCUCUGACUACAAAGCCACCCUAUGAUCGAAUAGAGGUUGGAGGACUAUGCAUGCGUUGAAUGUUUUUAAACACAUGUAUACUGCUCUGUUGUGUUAUUCGAUUGCAAUCCAAUUUGUUUAUCAUUACUACAUUGUCAAUUAAGAUUGUAAACCCCAAAAUUUCCAUGUAUGUUUGUUUACCUAUACAUACAUCUAAAGACUUCUUUCUU